CAAACAGAAGUUUCUCCUCUCUCUCCCCCUCUCUCUAAGAAUGUUCAGGCCCCUCCUCCUUAUGAUAAUGUGACAGGAGCAUCUCCGGCUCGGAGAGGAGGCUCCUCUCAUUCUGACUCCGUUAUGUGAUCAGUUUCUCCGCACACGGACUCCUGCCGUCUCCUCCUCUGGUUCCCCCUUUUCUCCUUCUCGUCGUCACUCUCAGCUCCGCACGCGCAGCUUCCCUCCCGCAAAUCAACUGAGAAGUUACUUUCGAAACACUUCAAACUUUACUUUUCCUCAGGCAUGACCACCAUGGCCACUCCGGCUGCUGCGGCUCUGCUCCCCGCCGCUCCUCUCGGCCACCACCCGGCGCCGAGUUCCACCUCUCCGGCCACCAACUCUCCGCCACCUGCGGCCACCUCCGCCGCCUCUUCCCCGACUCCUCCGGUGGCUCACCCGGCGCUGCUCCACCAGUUCCGGGCGGACCUCUUACUGGCAAACGGUGGCCCGCUGAAGGCAGGAGGAGCGGCGGUGUCCGGCGGCGUGAAGCCCGUGUACGCCACCCCGUCCCCCGUGGAGAGCACGCCGCAGAACAACGAGUGUAAGCUGGUGGAGGUGAAAGGCGCCAAGCUGGCGUCGUUCACGGUCAGAGACACGGAGCUCAUCUGCCUGCCGCAGGCCUUCGACGUCUUCCUCAAGCACCUGGUCGGAGGGCUGCACACCGUCUACACCAAGCUCAAACGGCUGGACAUUUCCCCGGUGGUGUGCAACGUGGAGCAGGUACGGGUGCUGCGGGGUCUGGGGGCCAUCCAGCCCGGAGUGAACCGCUGCAAACUCAUCUCCCGCCAGGACUUCGAGACGCUCUACAACGACUGUACCAACGCCAGUUCUAGACCUGGUCGACCGCCCAAGAGGCUCCAGAGUGUGACAGAGGGCGGAACCCACCACAUGCUGUCCCACAGCGGUCUGUUGCAUGCUGGGAUCUUGCCCCCUGCAGAUCUUUCUGCCUUGGCCAAGAAGAUCAAACUGGAAGCAAUGGGUGGUUACCACAGCAACCAGCAACAUGGCGGGCCCAAUGGAGAGAAUGGUGAUCACAACCCCGGGCUCGUUUUGGAUCAGUUGCCCUUCAUGAUGAUGUCACAUCCUCUGAUUCCUGCCAGCCUGGCACCUGCCUCCGUUUCCAUGGCAAUGGGCCAGAUGAACCGGCUGAGCACACUGGCCAGCAUGGCAAACAUGGCACAGCUGCAUGCCAGCCCCCACGCCAGGCCACCCACCUCUGUCAUUAAGGAGCGAGUGUGUGAUAGUCCCUCUCCUACUCCCUCACUGGAGGAAGCUCAGCUGUCAUCCAAUCACAGCAGCAGUGUGUCCAGUUCACCUCAUACAGAACACACCGCAGAAUCCACACACCAAGUCCACGAAGGGCUGCUGUCAAAUCACAUGGUGUUAGGACAUUCACCCCCUGUGGUGCAGGCGGUCAGAGAAACAGAUGUGACCUCAGUGGACAACAAGAGGAGCCACACUGACAGAGAUAACAGCUCCUUGGCCACUCAGGCAUCCAGGGAGGUGUGUGACAGACAGAUCUACCAGGGGCAGAAACCCACAUCAGUCAGAGAGAGCUGUGAGAAGGUAGCUUACCCCACGGGACAGAAGCUCCCAGCAGGCCUCCACCACACUCCCUUCAUCUUCCCGGAAGGCUUGUCCUCCAUAGAGACCCUGCUCACGAACAUCCAGGGUCUGCUGAGGGUUGCCAUAGAGAAUGCCCGAGCACAGGAGAAGCAGGACCAACUGGAGAGGACGGAGUUAAAGAUGGAGCUGGUUAGGGAACGAGAACUCAGAGAGACUUUGGAGAGACAACUUAGCAUGGAACAGAAAAACAGAGUUCUGAUCCAGAAACGCCUGAAAAAGGAGAAAAGGAAUAAGAGGAGGCUACAAGAGGCACUGGAAGAGGAAGUUAAACUUCGUGACCAGGCAGAACACAACCUGCUACACACUGCUAGUACACACACAGGCCAUCAAUCAUCAGUAGCCCCUCCUUACACAGAGUCCAUGACCCAGGACAUGGACGGGAGCAAAUGUGACGACAGCAGGCUGGACACCAAGGCAACAGUACCAGAUGGCAGGACGUUCUUGCAGACGACUGCAAUGUACUGAAGAUGAAAGAGAUGGAUGGAUAGAAAGAAGUGGUGCAGAAUAAAGGGAUAAAGAGUC
Thalassophryne amazonica is the source of this 2190-nucleotide messenger RNA. RefSeq names its product dachshund c (gene dachc). Lineage: Eukaryota; Metazoa; Chordata; Actinopteri; Batrachoidiformes; Batrachoididae. The record is from RefSeq and is a predicted model, not a curated record. The coding region runs from base 286 to 2133 and encodes 615 amino acids. The transcript is spliced from 11 exons.